UCUACAUCCCUAAAUUCAUUGAAGAUUCCAGUUGAAUGCUAGUCAGUGGUCCACAUAAAUAAUUGUUUUGCUGUGAAAAUUACUUGAUAAAUUACAAGUUGGGCGUACGCAGCGGGCGCACAACAUUCUGCAUUCAAUCGGUUACUCACCGCAGUGUCACUCAAACAGUUGCCUUUUCGUUAGUUUAACUUGUGUACACAUACACACAAAUGUAUAUAUUUUUUUUUUUAAUGACUAACUGUUGUGUGAAUGUACAUGGAGAGGAUUCUUAGUCCCAGCUGCAAAUCGGGAGACCUGACUUGUUCGCACAUAACGCAUUCUGCUGGUUUCAUUGUUUGUGAGCAGCUAAGUUUUUCGCCUUUUAUUUUUUUUUGCAUUGGUAUCGGUUUUACGUGAUAUCGAGUGUGUGUGUAUGAGAACCACAUAAGCGAUUUUUGUUGUGCGCACGGCUUACGCAUAUUCUUUUUUUUUUAUCUCAAUGAUAGUUAACCCGAAAAACAUACACACACACCAGCAGUAAUCAAUGUGCAAGAAGCUGAAGUGACAAGCAAAUUGAAAGCAGGAGUCAAGUGCAUAUAGAGACGCAAAAACAGUUUGAUAACACAACAAGAAUCGGACGGCAGCACUUGCAGCAGUUUCGCCAGAGCCCUCUUUUGAGCUAACGAAAAAACGGAACGAAAAAAUCGGGGUCGAAGUAGUAGUAGGCGUUCUCCGCUGCGCAGCGCCGUCGUUGGACAUCUACACCUCGAAUUCUUCAAAUCAUUGCGAAAACAUAUAGAUUAUUUUGCUGAGACCGGAACAACAACAGUCGGGGAAAACGCGCCGCGAUGGAUAAUCUAAUAACCAUUGUAAACAAGCUGCAAGAUGCGUUCACAUCGCUCGGCGUGCACAUGCAAUUGGACUUGCCACAAAUCGCCGUUGUUGGUGGGCAGUCCGCAGGCAAAAGUUCGGUUUUGGAGAAUUUCGUUGGCAAGGACUUCUUGCCACGAGGUUCUGGAAUUGUGACUCGUCGACCUUUGAUAUUGCAACUGAUAAACGGAGUUACCGAAUAUGGCGAGUUCCUUCACUGUAAGGGUAAAAAGUUCUCCAGCUUUGAUGAGAUUCGCAAGGAGAUCGAAGAUGAAACGGAUCGUGUGACUGGCAGUAAUAAAGGCAUUUCGAACAUUCCAAUUAAUCUGCGCGUUUACUCGCCGCAUGUCCUCAAUCUCACCCUGAUCGAUUUACCCGGAUUAACUAAAGUGGCAAUCGGCGAUCAGCCCGCGGAUAUCGAGCAUCAAAUCAAGCAGAUGAUCUUCCAGUUCAUCCGGAAAGAGACAUGCUUAAUUCUGGCCGUCACGCCGGCCAACACAGAUCUGGCUAACUCAGAUGCGUUGAAGCUGGCCAAGGAGGUGGAUCCGCAGGGUGUUCGCACCAUAGGCGUUAUAACCAAGCUGGAUCUCAUGGACGAAGGCACGGAUGCAAGGGAUAUUCUGGAGAACAAGCUUCUGCCGCUGCGACGCGGAUAUAUAGGUGUCGUGAAUCGAUCACAGAAGGAUAUCGAGGGACGUAAGGACAUACAUAUGGCGCUGGCUGCCGAGCGCAAGUUCUUCUUAAGCCAUCCAUCGUACCGUCACAUGGCCGAUCGCCUGGGCACUCCCUACUUGCAGCGCGUCCUUAAUCAGCAACUAACCAACCAUAUAAGGGACACGUUGCCGGGCCUGCGGGAUAAAUUGCAGAAGCAGAUGCUGACCCUGGAGAAGGAGGUCGAGGAGUUUAAGCAUUUCCAGCCUGGCGAUGCCAGCAUCAAAACCAAGGCCAUGCUCCAAAUGAUUCAGCAGUUGCAAUCGGACUUUGAGCGAACAAUCGAGGGCAGCGGCUCCGCCUUAGUCAAUACCAAUGAGCUCUCUGGCGGCGCCAAAAUUAAUCGCAUUUUCCAUGAACGUCUACGCUUUGAGAUUGUUAAGAUGGCCUGCGACGAGAAGGAGCUGCGGCGCGAGAUCUCAUUUGCCAUUCGCAAUAUUCACGGUAUUCGUGUCGGUCUCUUCACGCCCGAUAUGGCCUUUGAGGCAAUUGUCAAGCGACAAAUAGCAUGUCUCAAGGAGCCGGUCAUUAAGUGUGUCGAUCUAGUUGUGCAGGAAUUGUCGGUGGUUGUCCGUAUGUGCACAGCCAAGAUGAGCCGGUAUCCACGCUUGCGGGAGGAAACGGAGCGUAUUAUUACCACGCAUGUCCGACAACGGGAGCACAGUUGCAAGGAGCAAAUACUGCUCCUUAUCGACUUUGAGCUGGCCUACAUGAAUACCAACCAUGAGGAUUUUAUUGGUUUUGCUAAUGCCCAAAACAAAUCGGAGAAUGCUAAUAAAACCGGUACACGACAGCUUGGUAAUCAAGUUAUACGCAAGGGUCACAUGGUUAUACAAAAUCUUGGAAUUAUGAAAGGCGGAUCGCGGCCUUAUUGGUUUGUGUUAACAUCCGAAAGUAUCUCCUGGUAUAAGGACGAGGAUGAGAAAGAAAAGAAAUUUAUGCUGCCGUUGGAUGGUUUAAAGUUGCGCGAUAUUGAACAGGGCUUUAUGUCAAUGUCUAGACGUGUCACAUUUGCUUUAUUUAGUCCCGAUGGACGUAAUGUUUAUAAGGAUUACAAACAACUGGAGUUGUCCUGCGAGACGGUCGAGGAUGUUGAGUCGUGGAAGGCAUCCUUCUUACGGGCCGGUGUCUAUCCCGAGAAACAGGAGACCCAAGAAAAUGGAGAUGAGGAAGGACAAGAGCAACAAUCGCAGAGCGAGGAGAGUUCCUCCGAUCCACAGCUGGAACGACAGGUGGAGACCAUACGCAACCUGGUCGAUUCGUACAUGAAGAUCGUAACGAAGACCACCCGCGAUAUGGUGCCCAAGGCCAUUAUGAUGCUGAUCAUCAACAAUGCCAAGGACUUUAUCAACGGCGAGCUGCUGGCCCAUCUCUAUGCGUCCGGUGAUCAGUCACAAAUGAUGGAAGAGUCGGCUGAAUCGGCCACGCGACGAGAAGAAAUGCUGCGAAUGUACCGGGCCUGCAAAGAUGCCUUGCAAAUUAUUGGGGACGUAUCCAUGGCAACUGUAUCAUCGCCAUUGCCGCCUCCGGUAAAGAAUGAUUGGCUGCCCAGCGGCUUGGAUAAUCCACGACUUUCCCCACCAAGUCCGGGCGGUCCUCGUAAGCCAGCUCCUACCGCACAGGGCACCAUGGGUGGACGAAAUCCCCCAUUGCCGCCAGCUACUGGUCGCCCAGCUCCAGCGAUUCCAAACAGGCCAGGAGGCGGUGCACCGCCACUACCUGGUGGUCGACCAGCCGGCACGUUGCCACCACCAAUGCUACCAUCACGUCGUUAAGUUGUUGUUCAGCCAUCGCGAGAUAUGUACAUCCAUAGGCCGAGAUCGAUCCACCUUAUAUAAAUUAAUAUAUGUAUCUUGCUGACGAUUUAACCAACACACAAUAUCGCCAAUAUUGAAAUAUGUAUUUCGACUUUGGUAUUAUUCCGGCAUAAACAGAUAACACGGCAACAACGAUGUGUGAAAUCGAUACAUUUAUCGUUAAUCGUUUAUGAACUAUUGUAGUUAAUAUUUAAUCUGGCGCGUUAAUAAUAUUGAAAAAGAAUUGUUUAUAGACAUAUACAUACAAACAAGCAGAAAGAAAAGAAGAAAGAAAGAAACUAGUCGAGAAGCACAUGUUUCCUUUUAUUCCAAAAGAAAUUUGUUUUCUUUACAAUUUACUCUUACUUUCCCGUGUAUAUAUAUACAUACAUAUGUAUAUGUAUGUGCUUAUGUAUGUCGAUCGAUGCAUGCAAUACCUUCUACAUCAAAUUAUCCUGUUAAGUCUCGCUUACAACGGCAAAUGCUCAAAAGUUACAUACAUAUAUACAUACAUUUGUAUGGGCAGAUGUCGAAUGACGGAUAUUAACUAAUGAUCUUAAUUAUAAAAGUAAAUAACUAUAAUAUACGGCUUUCGUUAUAACAUAUACAUAAUAUUAUAUGGCUUUGUGUUAUUGUUGUUGAUGUUAACACUAUAACUCUAUGAAAAUGAGAAAUUGUUAGGUAAAGCACAAUUAAAGCUACAUAUGUAAAGUCAGUCACAAAGUAUUUCCUUCUAAUUGAAACCAAAUUAUAAACUUGUCCGUUGGUUAGAGCGACCAUUUCGAUUCAUUUAAAUUUAAUUUUAAAAUCGGCCUAAAGCUGGAGAGACACUUAAGAAACCUCGAUGCUAUUCGAACCAUCGAUAGCUUGUAACAUUAAUGUUUUUCCAGCUUUAUAAUAAUCAUAUUCCAGGCGUAUUAUUUUAUAUUAAUUUUUGUACUAGUUUCAAUGUUUCAAAUCAAUUUAAAAACGCUUGUUUGCUUAAUGCUAAAGCUACUUAUACAAACAUUAAGCAAAACUAUAUCACAUUUCGAGCAAGUCGAGAGAAAACAAGGCAUUCCUAGCUGCUGCAGUCGUGUUAACCCCUAUAGAUUUGUAGAUAAUUUGUUUCAGAGAUUCAAUUUGAAGUUCAAUUUAGGUUUUUUUUUUAAUUGUAAAUGAGAUCAUACUAGUUUUGUGACUCAUUGUAGUAAUCGAUUAUGACGAAGGAAAUAUGCAGCUACUUAUAUUACAACAUACAAGCAAGUUUACGUAUACUAAAUAAAGUGCAUAAAUAAAUAAUUAAAUAAUAAAUACGGCA
Drosophila serrata is the source of this 4656-nucleotide messenger RNA. It is a transcript of the gene shi, whose product is annotated as dynamin-1 shibire. Gene Ontology annotation, cellular component: synapse; cytoplasm; microtubule. Gene Ontology annotation, biological process: receptor internalization; synaptic vesicle budding from presynaptic endocytic zone membrane. NCBI's taxonomy places the organism in Eukaryota, Metazoa, Arthropoda, Insecta, Diptera, Drosophilidae. The record is from RefSeq and is a predicted model, not a curated record. Gene Ontology annotation, molecular function: GTP binding; microtubule binding; GTPase activity.